UUUGCAACGAUAAACAUUAUGCACGUUGUUCGUAAAUGUGUGUGUUUUUCAAAAAUGUUGUGGUAGGCUGAAAUUUUAGUUUUUUUGGUUAAAUUUCACGUUAAAAAUGUAAUAAAUUGUGUAAUUAUCAUCGGUGUAGUGUUACACAGUGUCGGUGUUACAGUUCAGUGUCAGUGUAUUGGUGCAAUAGUGAAUGAUAGUGUACUGCGUAAUAUGUCGCGUGUACCGAUCGUAUGUGUGUUAGGUGCCACAGGUACUGGAAAAUCAAAAUUGGCCAUUGAACUCGCCAAAAAAUUCAACGGAGAGGUCAUCAGCGCCGAUUCUAUGCAGGUUUAUAAAGGAUUGGAUAUCGCUUCGAAUAAAGUCACUCAAGCUGAGAUGGAGGGCAUACCUCAUCAUAUGUUGGAUAUUCUGAGACCGAUGGAUCGAUAUUCGGUGACUGAUUUUCGAAAUCAAGCUUUACCUAUUAUCGACAACAUCCUGAAACGUAAAAAAUUACCCAUCGUGGUCGGUGGUACAAAUUACUACAUCGAAGCGGUGCUUUAUGAAAUGCUAGUCGAACCUGUAGAAGAAAAUUCGGUUUUGAUCGCCAAUCGUUGCCUUGUGCUGAAAGAUUUUAGUCAAAUUAACCAAUGGAAAACCUACAAAGGUUCAGUUUUACCCACUUUGAAGAAAAACGAGACUGAAAAAAACGACACGGACGUUGUCGAAGAAAGUGAGACUGAAACGAGCUGUGAUAUUAAGAAAAUAGUCACCAAAGAUGAUAUCAAUCUGUUAAUCGGACAGGUCAAAUCGAUACAAUGUGAUUUUAGAAAUUCAAUCGAGAGCAUUCUCGAGACGAUGAAUUUAACGUAUCAAUACUACAGCAGAACUUUUUAUCGAAUCGGAUCUGGUGAGCGAGAUUCGGUCAACGAUGAAGAUUUAACCGGUAUUCGCCAACCUGCUGAUACAGAUAUCGUUGAUAUUUUGCAUUUAGAAACUAGAAUAAUGGAGGAAUACAUAAGCAGUAAUUUAAAGCAUAUGGUGAAUUAUUUAAAUGAUAAGUAUGAUUUUAUCGAGUGUGAUAUCGACGAAAAUGCCACCAGCGCUCCGAAAUACGAAAUGGAUUUGGAGGAGUGUUACUCGGUGUUGAGUCAAAGUCAAGAGUUACCUUUCGCCAAGAAUUUCUCAUUCGUGGACGGUUCGCGAUUUUGGAAUCUACCAAUGGUCUGUCGGUUAUGGAGUGAUUCGUCUUGUGCUGUGAUCGGUGCCGAUUAUGGUCAGUUAUCCGAUGAGUUUCGCGAUGUGUACGAACGUCGACCGCAUUUAACGACCAAUUGUUAUUUUAUUUUUAAAAAAUUCGUCGAAUGUGUGAUCGCGUUAACGACCGUUAGAAUUAAACGACUGAAUUUGAUUCGAGUUGUCGACGAAGAAACUUUGCUGGAUUUCAGUAACCAUGAUCUUUACGCCGAACUGAAGCUGGUCGAUCCGGAAAUGCUGAUUAAAAUUCAUCCGAAUAAUCGACGGAAAGUGAUCAGGACCUUACAGGCGUACUUUUCCACCGGCGAAACCUUGGGUCAGUUUCAAAAGAAACAGCAUCAGUUAGACGGAGCAUGCGAAGUAUCAGCUCCUCUACGAUAUCCAGAUGCUUGCUUAUUAUGGAUAUGCUGUGAUCAGGAAGUACUCACUUGUAGACUUACGGUACGCGUUAACGAAAUGAUGGAAAGAGGAUUAAUCGAUGAAUUACUGGAAUUCCAUAAACAGUACAAUACCCAAAGGCUGGCGUAUAAUUUAGACGCGGAUUACUCCAGAGGCGUAUUUCAGACGAUUGGCUUGAAAGAAUUUCAUGACUAUUUAGUCGCCACUGACGAAGAACGUAAUAGUAAUAGAGGAGAGAAAUUAUUGGACAAAGGAGUAGAAUUACUGAAAAUUGCCACUAUUAAGUAUUCCAAGUAUCAGAGUAGAUACAUUACGAAUAAAUUUAUUAAAGUUCCAGACGAGAAAAAGGUUCCUCCAAUUUUUAGACUUGAUGGUACAGAUCUUGAUAAGUGGCACGAUGAAGUCGAAGCUAAAGCGUUUAAUAUCGUAGAAAAUUAUCUCAACGGUAACGAUAUUCGUUCCAUGAACCACACACCUAUACCUUGUGAAGCAGCCGAUCCUAGACGUUUUGAAGAUGGAACUUAUCACUGUGAAACUUGCGACAGGAUGUUUGUAGGUGCUUAUCAAUGGCAAGCGCAUGUUCGUUCCAAGAAACAUCGAGCUGUGUUGUAUAGCAAAAAAGUGCAGGAAUUGAAAAAGAAAUUCGCCGCUUUGAAAAUGCCUAAAAAAGAAGAUUCGACCGGAAACGUUGAGCAAGUUAACGAAGCUAGACAGUAAAAUAUGAUUUUAUCAACUAACGCAGAAUUCCGAGUUUUGUCAGAAAUAAAAAAAUUGGACUUGUCUUCGAUAUAAUGGAAUAAAAAAGUACGCAUAAUUCGCUACGCACAUUUGCAACAGGCGACAACGAGGUGAGAAGUAGGAGCAGUAUAGUUACGUAUGGAUGGAGAACGUAAACAGUGGCAAAAGCGACAAAAUGUGUUUCUGAUUGAAGAGAUGAAAUUGUUAAUAUGCGUGUAUACACUGUAUACGUACUACUGUAUACCAGUACCACCUAAGUUUACAAGUGCCUAUACGCUAUUGUGCAUAAGCUAUCUUACAUAUUAAGCCAUCCUAUGCUAUACAUAAUUAUAACAAACAUCCUCCCAUUCUGGUUUUAUCUGGGGAAACAUAAAUCAAUUUCUUUUGAGGUGCUUUGAUUACCUGGAAAUCUGAUUUCCAGGACUCUACCUCUUUCUGAAACUUCAGUGUGUAAGAUUUGGCUUCCAACUGAAAUGAUAGUCUUCUCGCCCCUAGAUGGAGAGAACAUACCAUGCCAAAGUCGUAGGGAUAGUUUGGUGGUUAAUUUGGGUGUAAUAUCUCAAUGUGGGUGUUCUUUGAAAUAAAGACUUUUAAAUGAUUUCUUGGCAAUGCUCUCUCAAUUUUCUCACUGGUCAAUUCUUUGGCAAAGUAACUUUGCAAGAAUGGUUUAUGGUCAGCUGCGGAUUUGAAUUCUGGCAUAACAAAAAUUUCUUCAAGAUAGAGUUCCAGAAAUUUUUGAGAUGGCUUGGGUGGUUCCCUCCACAUUAACCACCCAGCAGGCACACUCAAUUCAUUUUCUUUCAACAGUGCAAGGCACUUCUCCUUCACAGCCACAUGAGUCUUCAAUACCCUCACUGCUCCAGCUGGCUGCAGAUUCAUUUUGCUUUUGGAAUACUUCACAUACAGUUGUAAUUUGUAAUUCACACUUGAAAUUAAUCAAAGUUUGACUUUCUUAAUGAAUAUUGUUUUGACAAUUUAAGCAAAACUAGAACUGUGCGAACAAUUCUGGCAAAAAAUAUAUAACAAGGACUUCUUGGCAGAAGCAGGAAUUUUCAAAAUUUCAGCUACUAACAAAGUUUUCUGGUCAUUUCUGCAAAAAAUAUUUCAACUUUUUUGAUAAGGUCCAAAAAAAAGGUAUUGUUUGACAAUUCUUGAUCAGCGUACUUUUUAUUUUAGUUCCUGGCACCAUUCAACCCCAAGAAGAUGAUAAAUCACCGAAUCCAAUUAAAAGUUUUAUUAAUUCAUGCAAUUAAAUAAUGAAAAUAAAUGAUUAAAAUAUUGGAAUGAGUGUGAAGUUCUUCUGAAGAAAUAAAUUCAAAAAUAAUGAUUCAAUCAGAUAAUAAAUUUUAAGAAAGUAUCAAAAUAAAUGAAAAAUUAAACAUAAAUUUUGAUUUUAUUUUUGUAUUUUGAAAUCAGAAGUUUGUAAUUUUGUGAUCUGAGAUCAGAGUCACUUUUUUACUUGUGACCUGUGGUCCGAUUCACAAAAUUGUGAUCUGUGCCAAACCCUGCUUGAGAUUGAGAUUACUAUAUUUACACCACAGUCUCAAUGAUUGUGUAAUAUUCCCCAAGUUAUGUUUCAACAUACUCUUAGUAUAAUCUUCUUCAGCAGAUGGUGAUACCAAAUUAGGGGAGAGGGAGGAUGUUUUGGACACUUUUCUUUGAUUUGAAAUUGCGAGUGAUAGGAAACACCUAGAAAGGUGAGGUUGGUCUCAUUUGAAAGAGUAUCUCAACGCGCACAUUUUGACCUUUUCAAAAAAAUUUUCAAGUUUCAAAUUGAGCAAACCAUGGGACAUUGAAGAAAACCCAUUUUGGGUGGAUGUGUUGGACAAGGGUGUGACGUUUUGGACACCACGGGUAGAUGUUUUGGACACGCUGAAAAAUGAAGUUUUUUCACUCAAAAAGUUCAUUUUUUUAAUCAAAAUGUAAACAUACAUACAAACAUAAUAACGUUGAAUUAAAAUAAUUUUAAGCAACUAGAAAGUACAUUAAACACCAGUAAAUCAGGCUUACCUACAAACAUAGGUACAUACAUCAAACAAAUGCCAAUUUAAAAUCAUUUUAAGGAAUUACAAUGUACAUUAAACACCAGUAAGUUAGGCUUAUGAUCAUAUGUCUUGGGUUUAUCAACAAUCUGAUGAACCUGGUGAAAUUUUAUAAAACUUUUAUCGAGUACAAUAGGAUAUUCGUAAACACAUCCAGAAUGAAAGUGAGUUAAUUUAGGUCUUACAACUUUAAUUAAUUAAAUUUUGCAAACUAAACUAGAGAACUGUUCCAUGUCUAAUAAGGAUUAGAUGGAUGGUGCACAACUUCAUUUGAGGUAGAAGUCCAGUGUUCCUUUUUAACAAAUUUUUUUGUGUGUUAUGUUCCUUCUUUCCAAAAUAACCAAAAGAAUUAAAAUUUGAAUAAGUUUGAUCAUGCAAUCAAAAAAAAAAAUGAAGAAUUUACAACAUUCAUAAAAGUAGAAAUUAUUAAAAUAAACUUACACUAAUUGAGAAUUCAUAUUUUUAAUAAAAAAUAUUCGUAACUGGAACAGAAAUAAGAAAAUUGAACUGGAACUAUGCAAAUUGCUUGAAAUAGCAGAAGAAAAAUGGCAACGGAGAAAUCUCGCAGGUGAAAAUUUGAAGUAAUAAAAUAUAAUUCGGUAAAAUUUCGGUUAAAACUUAAAAUUGAUAAAAUUAGGAAUUUAAUAGUCUUAAAUUUCGCACAACUUCGGGAAAAUCGUUCGUUUUAAAAUCAGAAACUUGGUUAAUAAAUUAAAAUAUUGAAUUGGAACGUGGUAAAAACGGAAUUAAGAUUUUGUGACACGAACUUAACGAGCAGAUUUACACAGAGGCUGUCUGGCAAAGUACUAACUUGAAAUUUAGCGAUUUCGGGGGUUUAUAUGUGAAAAGGGUUGAAAAAUGGCGGAAAAAUCGUAGUGGAUUUUCAUCUUUUUAGUAUUGAUUUGUCAUUUAGAUAUUUUUACUUAAAAAUUACAAGGGUUUUACAUUUGGUGGCUCGCUGUAUUCUAAUGGAAUAUGAUAAUAAAUUCCUUACUUACUAACCUACUGUUAGAGAUGAGAGGAAAUUUUCAAUAGAAACAUUCUUGAAAUUUUUCUGGAAAUUUUCCAGAAACUUUCAAAUUUUUAAAUUUAUAAAUUUUCACCAAAACACUUUUUGAUUUUGGUAAAGGCUAAUUGGAUAAAAAAUUUAAAAUUAUUUCCCAGAAUAUUUUCUGGUUGAUUUCAGUUCCAGUUGAAAAUUCUGGAUCACAUCCCUGCAUUUUUUUCUUUGUUAAGUAAGUACUUAAUUGUUGAAUUCUUGAACUUGGUCACAUUUUUAAAUUCUUAAAACACCACAAUAAUGACAUUUUAUUGCAGAAAUGAGA
Planococcus citri (citrus mealybug) is the source of this 5743-nucleotide messenger RNA. RefSeq names its product tRNA dimethylallyltransferase. Gene Ontology annotation, cellular component: mitochondrion. NCBI's taxonomy places the organism in Eukaryota, Metazoa, Arthropoda, Insecta, Hemiptera, Pseudococcidae. The transcript is spliced from 8 exons. Bases 214 to 2355 code for a protein of 713 amino acids. Gene Ontology annotation, biological process: tRNA modification. Gene Ontology annotation, molecular function: tRNA dimethylallyltransferase activity. The record is from RefSeq and is a predicted model, not a curated record.